Messenger RNA from Coniosporium apollinis CBS 100218, 756 nucleotides. RefSeq lists its product as uncharacterized. The coding region runs from base 1 to 756 and encodes 251 amino acids. Gene Ontology annotation, biological process: endoplasmic reticulum unfolded protein response. Gene Ontology annotation, cellular component: Hrd1p ubiquitin ligase ERAD-L complex; endoplasmic reticulum membrane. Gene Ontology annotation, molecular function: ubiquitin-specific protease binding; misfolded protein binding. The record is from RefSeq and is a predicted model, not a curated record. Lineage: Eukaryota; Fungi; Ascomycota; Dothideomycetes. The transcript is spliced from 3 exons.
AUGGCAGCGAUGCUCGGCGGCGGCGGCGCUGAAAUGGGCCAGUUCCCACUCGAGCAAUGGUUCUACGAGAUGCCGGUCUGCACGCGGUGGUGGACGACAGCAACAGUCACAAUGAGUCUGCUCGUACAAACAAAAGUCAUCACGCCCUACCAGCUAUUUUACAGCUUCCGCGCCGUCUUCCACAAGAGCCAGUACUGGCGUCUCCUCACCACAUUCGUCUACUUCGGCCCCCUAAGCCUAGACCUCAUCUUCCAUGUCUUCUUCAUGCAGCGGUACUCCCGCAUGCUGGAAGAGUCGUCCGGCCGAUCGCCUGCGCAUUUCUCCUGGCUCCUUGCGUGCACGUCUGGUGUCAUACUCUGCAUUGCACCUAUGUUCUCCAUGGCGUUCCUCGGUACGGCGCUCUCCAGCGUGCUCGUCUACAUCUGGAGCCGGCGGAACCCGGACACGCGGCUGAGCUUCCUGGGGAUGUUUGUCUUUAGGGCGCCGUACUUGCCCUUUGUCCUUAUGGCAUUCUCAAUCCUUCUGCACAACCACAUCCCGAAAGAUGAAAUUUGCGGGGUGGUGGUGGGGCACGUCUGGUGGUACUUCAACGACGUUUUCCCACGCAUCUACAACGGCCGCAAGCCCUUGGAUCCCCCAUCAUGGUGGAUUCAGCUCUUCGAAGGCCGCCAACGGACAGACGCAAAUACGGCAGUAGCGGUAGACCAUGACGUAGCGGCGAACAUAGGCCGAGAUACUCGGGGCCAGCAUAUAUGA